Messenger RNA from Strongylus vulgaris, 315 nucleotides. NCBI's taxonomy places the organism in Eukaryota, Metazoa, Nematoda, Chromadorea, Rhabditida, Strongylidae. The record is from the annotation of a GenBank genome assembly.
AAACGUGAAGUUGAACGUAUUGAAAUAACAGUGGUCAGCAAUCGAAAUUACGAUCCAUCGAUGAAUGACUCACAUAUGCAAGUUUUCAAGAACCUGGUGGAUGACUACAUAAAAACCAAAGGAGUGACCUACAACAAGGACUUGGUGCAAGAGAAGGCUGUUAAUGUUGACGGCAAAUUUGCGGUUCUCUACACUUUACUGGGUUAUGAAUGUGAUAGGGUGAAUAACUUUGUUCACGAUGCAAAAAGUGAAGCAAACUUUGUCACGGACAUCAAAGUCAAAUGCGGAGGGAAACCGGAGUUUGUUGUUGUCUAA